ACUUGCUUUAGUUCUUCCAGUCCGAUGGGGUUUAUUCGAGUGCUUGUGAUCAUAGUGUGUUCACAGAUGGCCCGCCGGACAAGUUUUCAAUGAAUAUUCUGGGUCUUUACAGUCAAAUGCCUAAAUUUACGGCAAUUAUGGAUAUAAUUCGUUUGUUGUGGAUAAUACGGCUUGUGUGGGCUGUUGAAGAUGUGUUGAUGGACUCCACGACGGCGACUGCAGAGCUGGGCUGGACGAUAUAUCCAUCAUUGGGGUGGGAGGAAGUGAGUGGAUACGACGAGAACAUGAACACCAUACGCACCUACCAAGUAUGCAACGUCUUCGAUGCCAACCAGAACAACUGGGUACGCACCAAAUACAUCCGGCGGCGAGGAGCCCAGCGGAUCCAUGUGGAGAUGAAGUUCUCCGUUCGAGACUGCAGCAGCAUCCCGAAAGUUCCCGGCUCUUGCAAGGAGACGUUUAAUCUGUACUAUUUUGAAUCAGACUCUGAUACAGCCACUAAGGUGUAUCCCGCCUGGAUGGAGAACCCUUGGGUCAAGGUGGACACCAUUGCGGCCGAUGAGAGUUUCUCCCAGGUGGAUUUGGGAGGUCGUGUGAUGAAGAUCAACACGGAGGUGCGGAGCUUUGGGCCGGUGUCCCGUAGUGGCUUCUACUUGGCCUUUCAGGAUUACGGAGCAUGCAUGUCUCUCAUCGCAGUUAAGGUUUUCUAUCGUAAAUGCCCCAGAAUUAUUAGGAAUGGGGCCAUCUUUCAGGAGACCUUGUCAGGGGCGGAAAGCACCUCUCUGGUGUCCGCCCGGGGCACUUGUGUACCUAAUGGAGAAGAAGUGGAUGUACCCAUUAAACUUUAUUGCAAUGGAGAUGGGGAGUGGCUGGUACCUAUCGGGCGGUGUGUGUGUAAGGCCGGACAUGAGUCUGUGGAUAAUGGGACUAUGUGUAAAGGUGAAGUAAAUCAAUACAUGACUUAG
This is a messenger RNA of Danio rerio (zebrafish), 965 nucleotides long. The record is from RefSeq and is a predicted model, not a curated record. Lineage: Eukaryota; Metazoa; Chordata; Actinopteri; Cypriniformes; Danionidae.